Messenger RNA from Diaporthe amygdali, 561 nucleotides. Its product is annotated as GTP-binding protein rhb1. NCBI's taxonomy places the organism in Eukaryota, Fungi, Ascomycota, Sordariomycetes, Diaporthales, Diaporthaceae. The transcript has 4 exons. Bases 1 to 561 code for a protein of 186 amino acids. Gene Ontology annotation, cellular component: plasma membrane. Gene Ontology annotation, molecular function: GTP binding; GDP binding; GTPase activity. Gene Ontology annotation, biological process: small GTPase-mediated signal transduction. The record is from RefSeq and is a predicted model, not a curated record.
AUGGCACCAUCAAAGUCGAGGAAGGUCGCUAUUGUCGGCAGCCGCUCUGUUGGCAAGUCCUCGCUUGCGGUCCAGUUUGUCGACGGCCACUUUGUCGAGAGCUACUACCCUACAAUCGAGAACACCUUCAGCAAGAUCAUCAAGUACAAAGGCCAGGAGUUCUCGACCGAGAUCAUCGACACCGCCGGCCAGGACGAGUACAGCAUAAUGAACAGCAAGCACUUUAUCGGUAUCCACGGUUAUAUGCUGGUCUACUCGGUUGCGUCUCUGCAGUCCUUUGAGAUGGUCCAAGUCAUUCGUGAGAAGCUUCUCAAUCACCUGGGCGUCGAGUGGGUUCCCAUCGUCAUCGUUGGCAACAAAAGCGAUCUCCGCCCCGAGCAGCGCCAGGUUACCACGGAAGAUGGCAAGAAGCUGUCUGAGAAGUACAACUGCGCCUGGACUGAGGCCAGCGCUCGCUAUAACGAGAACGUUGGCAGGGGCUUUGAUCUUCUCAUCGCACAAAUCGAAAAGGCGCAGAAUCCUAAUGAGCCUCCCGCCGGUGGCAAGUGCGUUGUGAUGUGA